AUGUCUGCACGAUACCCUCUUCAAAGUGUCAAACAAUUGGAUUUAAACAGAAGAAAUUCUAAUACUGAUCCGACACUUAACAUUUCUAAGUUCCCUUCUAUUCCCACUUAUCAAGUUGAAAACAAUGAUCCAACUGUCUUGCAAAAGCAAAUUCAACCUCUUUCUGAACGAAAUAAUCUGCGAAACGCAUUCAUAGACACAAACCAAACUCAAAUUGCACCUCCUGCAUCUCCAUCUAAAGACGUUAAAAUGUAUGAUAUUCAUUAUGACAACCCUGAGACAUUUGAACGAGCUCCUCUAUAUCCAGCACCACUACCUUCUCAGCCUAUCCAGUCAUUUCCUGCUUCGAUUCCAUUACCAAUCCCGGCACCGCUGUAUCCGGCUCCAAUUCCUGUUUCGGCUCCAGAACAACAAAAUAUUCAACCGACAAAUAGCGAAAAUGUUACUCCUAAGCCCAAGAAGAAGGAAAAAAAGAAGGAUAAAGAAAAACUUUCUUCGCUCUGCAAGACCCCACCUUCUACUAUUAAAAACCCAAAGAAGAAUAAAAGCUUUAAGCGUGGUCUAUGUCUUGGUGCUGGUGGUUUUGCAAGAUGCUUUCAAGUUAAGGAUCAGUCUGGACAAAUAUAUGCAGCAAAAACCGUAGCAAAGGCUUCUCUUACGACCGAAAAGAGUAGAGCAAAAAUCGUCGCUGAAAUAAAAAUCCACCAGCUUCUUCGACAUCCAAACAUUGUCCAAUAUAUCGAUGGCUUUGAAGAUGAUUUAAAUGUCUAUAUUUUACUGGAAAUGUGCCCCAAUAGUUCUCUUAUGGAUCUGAUUCGUAAGCGGGGGUCCCUUACUGAACCUGAAUGCAGAUUUUAUAUCACCCAAAUCGUUGGAGCUGUUAAGUACAUGCAUGACAUUGGCGUUAUCCACAGAGAUUUAAAACUUGGGAAUAUAUUUCUUGAUGGUGAUAUGAAUGUUAAAAUAGGUGAUUUUGGAUUGGCAGCUCUUCUUGACUCUAAAACUGAUCGGAAGAAAACCAUUUGUGGCACACCUAACUAUAUAGCUCCUGAAGUUCUUUUUGGUAAGGACAAAGGUCAUAGCUACGAAGUUGACAUUUGGUCGAUUGGCAUUAUUCUUUACGUUAUGCUUUUUGGAAAGCCUCCAUUUCAGUCAAAAAAUGUGGAAGCAAUUUAUGAUCGAAUCAAACGAAUUGAUUACACAUUUCCAGAAAACAGAACUGUUUCUGAUGAAGCUAAAAAUUUGAUCAUGUCGUUAUUGACAUUUGAUCCCGAAAAAAGACCUUCUCUUGACCGGAUAAUGGAACAUCCAUUUUUUUUUGGAGAAUUUCCCGAGGCAUUAGAUCCUUCAAUUAUUACUACUGUUCCUACACAUUUUAUUCCAAUGGACUUUCGAAUUGCCGAGCACAAUUUUAUUGAAUGCAUGAUUAAAACACGGCUAAUAGAUCGCACUUUUAAACACCGACCAAAAACUGGAAAGACUGUUUUGGACGUUCUUUCUGAUGAAAGUAGGAAUAACAAUAUCUCAGUUCCAGAUAAUGGCAUAUUACCAAGCUCUAUUUCUCCAGCAACUACUAAAGACAAGUACAAAAUGGUUAUGGUUCAUACCAAUAACUACGGACGAGUGGAACGAGGUGGUGAAGAGCUUGGAAAGUCGAUGACUGGUAUCAUUAAUAAAAACACUUAUAAUACCAACAGUAUUCAUGAUGGAAAACACAUACAACAAGAACAACUUUAUUCACAACAAAAUCAGCAUCAGAAUCAGCAAAACCAGCAAAGCCAGCCGCAACAGAAACAACAACAUAUUGCUACCGAUCAGUAUGCCAUAAUAAACUAUCGAAACGGCUCUGACGGUCUCACAGCACCAGAACCAACAAAUAAUGUAACUUAUGAAAAUGGUGUCACUGUGGUUAAUUUUGAUUUUGUUGACGUUCCACACCCUUAUGAUGUUUUUGGGGUAGGCCUUAAUAAUCUCAAUAAUCUUAUUACGAAUCCUGGUCGAGAGUUUAUAGUUGCUUCUACUCAUGGGAUCCCCGCUCCAAUGGUGACUUACAUUACUAAGUGGGUUGAUUAUUCAAACAAAUACGGAAUUGGAUAUGAACUUGCGAAUGGAAUGGCAGGUGUUUUACGGCCAGACAGUUCGACAAUUCAACUUAACACUUAUAGCGGAUCGUUAGAUAUGAUUCAUUAUAGCCGCAAUUUGAAGCAGAUGGUUCUUCAAAGAGUUCAUAAUAUCCCAGGCCAACAACUUCGAUCAAAUGAAUCAAAGCAGCUUGCAUUGGCAACUUCUAUGCAUUCAUACAUGGAUAAAAACCUUCGUGAAUGUGGUGACCGAAACACUACAUGCAUUGACUGUGGAAAACAAUCCCUGCAAAAUAGUGAUAUUCCACAGCAUCAUAAUUCAUCUUUUGAUCCUAAUGAAGACAACUUUAAUCCACCUCUUGGACCAGCUGAAUCCACUAUAUAUCUGUAUGAUUUCUCUCGUUUAGGAGAUUCAUUUAUGUUUCAACUAUCCAAUGGUGACUGUCAAGUUAACUUUUCUGAUCACACAAAGUUUGUUUUUCUUGCUCAUGGAGAGGGUGUUGCAAUUAUUGAUUCAGAUCAAAUACAUUAUUUGGGGCUCCAGGAUUUGCAAUACAUGAACGGAGGAGACGAGGAAAAUAGCAUCAAUAGUGUAGGAACACCUCAAUAUCACGUAUGCUGCCAAAGCUUGUACAAUCGUUUGGUACAAGAUGACUUGAUAUUUAAUUUUAUCAAAGGGAAGAUGGCAAUGUGCAAACGUGAACUCAAAGAAAGCGUGAUGGGCUAG
This is a messenger RNA of Magnusiomyces paraingens, 2808 nucleotides long. RefSeq lists its product as uncharacterized. Lineage: Eukaryota; Fungi; Ascomycota; Dipodascomycetes; Dipodascales; Dipodascaceae. Gene Ontology annotation, cellular component: spindle pole body; centrosome; nucleus. Gene Ontology annotation, biological process: protein phosphorylation; mitotic cell cycle; regulation of cytokinesis. Gene Ontology annotation, molecular function: protein binding; ATP binding; protein kinase activity. The transcript is spliced from 3 exons. The record is from RefSeq and is a predicted model, not a curated record. Bases 1 to 2808 code for a protein of 935 amino acids.